Molecule: messenger RNA, 3156 nt
Organism: Megalops cyprinoides (Indo-Pacific tarpon)
Lineage: Eukaryota; Metazoa; Chordata; Actinopteri; Elopiformes; Megalopidae
Gene: rpia
Product: ribose 5-phosphate isomerase A (ribose 5-phosphate epimerase)
Exons: 9
Coding region: 42-893 (283 amino acids)
Biological process (GO): D-ribose metabolic process; pentose-phosphate shunt, non-oxidative branch
Cellular component (GO): intracellular membrane-bounded organelle
Molecular function (GO): ribose-5-phosphate isomerase activity
Source: RefSeq, a predicted model, not a curated record
UGGACUAGAAGAGGGUGGCGUACAGAGGUGGAACCGGGGUGAUGAGGGUUCAGAGAGGCGUAAGCAAAACUCUUUUAGCGGGAUAUUUAGCAAUCACAUUAGUCAGAAGGGAGUUCGCCUUUGGUUGUAAAAGUCUGAGCGGAAAGGACGUGUGCUUGUCCAGGACCUACAGUAAAUGUGUCACUAUGGCCGAGGAGGCAAAGAAACGUGCGGGUUACGCGGCGGUGGAUAACCACAUUAAGGACAAUCACGUGGUGGGAGUAGGCAGCGGCUCCACCAUUGUCUACGCCGUGGACAGACUGGCAGAGAGAGUUCGUCAGGAGAAGCUCAACAUUGUGUGUGUCCCCACAUCUUUCCAGGCUCGGCAGCUGAUCCUGCAGCAUGGGCUGACACUCUCCGAUCUAGACCGGUACCCGGAGCUGGAUGUUGCCAUCGAUGGAGCAGAUGAAGUGGACUCUGCACUCACUCUCAUCAAGGGAGGAGGGGGCUGCUUGACUCAGGAGAAGAUUGUCGCUGGUUGUGCCAAACACUUCAUUGUCAUCGCUGACUACAGGAAGGACUCCAAGUCUCUGGGUCAGCAGUGGAAGAAGGGCGUCCCCAUCGAGGUCAUCCCCAUGGCCUAUGUGCCAGUCGCCAAGGCAAUCAUGCGGCGCUUCGGGGGUGAGGUGGAGCUGCGCAUGGCCGUGAGCAAAGCGGGCCCGGUGGUGACUGACAACAGCAACUUCAUCUUGGACUGGAGAUUUGAGAAGACGCAUAACUGGAAGGAGGUCAACACCGCCAUAAAGAUGAUUCCAGGAGUUGUGGAGACGGGUCUAUUCGUGGGCAUGGCAGAGCGGGUGUACUUUGGCAUGGAGGAUGGGAGUAUCCGCACUCGAGACCCCCCGAUUCACUGAGAAGCCUCACUGACCCCCCCCCCCCUUUAACCAGCACCUCACCGCAAGUGCCACACACCACGCCCCCAACACCGAUGGACAGCCCCCCGAUGCACCAGCCUGGAAUUCAAAGAGAGGACGACAAUCCAUCUGACUGUCCCCCCUUCCCCACCCCCCAUCUGUGACCUACAACACAUUCUUCACCUGUCUCUCCAAGGGUCUACUCUGAGUUUCUGUACAUAACUCAGCCCGCAGGUAAAUGUGCGAUUCCCUGGGUAGUUACAGAGUAGGAGCUGCAGGGUGCUGUCCCCUGGUUGGGCUACUCACGCCCCUUGCUGGCCUGUCUCUUCCUCUACACAGAGUCAUCCUGAAAAUUGUGACAAUGGUGAAAACCACAAAAUAAAUUCGUCAUGAAAUCAAGUGACCUGUCCUCAGUCACAGAGCAUCACAAUGAAAAAACAUGAAAAAUCACAAUGAAAAAUUAAAUUCAUCAAAUGUAAAUCUUUCAUCAUUACUCAGCACAAGGGACAGCAUGACUCCAAAGUUUGUAAAAUGUAAAAUGUCUGUAAUGUCCUGAGCUUCCCUGUUUGCCUCGUCAUCCUGGCUUUUUGUGAAGCGUGCCAUCUCCACUGCUUCUGUUUGUGCAUAUGUAGACAGUGCCAGUGUGUUCUCUGUGUGCAUCUCAUCUGUGUGUGCUUGUUACAUUUCAGUACUCAAGCCUGCUGCUCAAGGCCAUGCACUAUUGCUUGGAUAGUUUCAUUACAUCAUUACAAUGUUACAAUGUAGAGACCCAUAAGCUUCAGCAACGUCAGUUUUGUGAACUUUUUUAAAGAAGUAUUUCUCUGAGUACUUAUCCAAAAACCCUGCAGCCUGUUUGCGGUUGGUCUGUCUCAAUGCAAGUCACUUAUUGCUGCAUACCUAAACCUACUGCUCGGGUACAGAAAUUCAGUUUGCACCAUGCAAGCUGGGUUUCUCCUCCUGACUGAAAAGCAUGCCACCCAGUUACUGCCAUUUUCUGUCCAGUGCUUUUCUUGAACAUCCCAUUGGGUCCAAAAACAAACGUGAACGUUAACACAGCUCAUCUACUGACCAAGGACAUUUCAGAUCCUACCUUGAGGGACACUGAGUCAUUCUCAGGGUCAUUUUAUCAUUUAUUUUGGUCUGGCAGCAUCUGUUGGAUGUAAUCUGAGGGUAAAGUGUAGCGUUAGUGAAAUGUCUAAAAGCACGCCCUGUCCUGAGAGCUGUGUGAUUUCUCCUUGCUAUGACCCUGGCCAAGCCUUCCCAGCACUGCAUUUGGGCCUGCGAAAUCUGUAUGGUACUGUCUGAGCAGCUGCCAAAGCUGUCACGGUCCCCUGAGAGUCUUGCGGUGGAGGUUCUGUGGUCUCAACCUGAAAUGUUUAGAACAUGUUACAACACUGAUGGUGUUUUAAAGGUGUUCCCUAAAUACCUGUAAUGAUGAAAAACUGGUAGAGUGAUUGAGGGAGACCACUAAUAAUACAGAUGGGUUCCUCAGGUUUAGCAGAAUUUGAUUUGAACAGAUUAAGAUCAUUACUCAGUUUCCUAUUGGCUGGGAGGAUGGUGCUACUAACCUAUCAGGACUGUGAUUUCAGAAGUGUGUCUUUAGUGCUGUUGUCAGCAUUGGGGGGUGUAGUGUUUUAUCUGCCGUGAUGUCAUGCAGUGAUGAACCCUGCUCAGGACCAAAGAAAAAGAUAUCUGUCCGUUUGCCUAGGCCAUGCCUCAUCUGUGUGGGUCUGACCCACAUGCCAUCGUCCCACAGGUUGACUGUUUCUGCUCUGCCAGCAGGGAGAGCUUCAGAUUCAUGAUUGGUUACCCUAAGCGCAGUCUUUUUGACCCCUGUAGGGGUUGGACAUGAGAGCUGCAGCCAUUGGAGGCUUCAGUUUAAGGAGCCUUGAAUUUACAGAUGGAUUGUCUGAGAAAAACAUCACACUCUUGUUUGAGUUUUUAACCCUAUUGUUGUGUUACUGUUAUGUGCCUGCAAUCUGCUACUUAAUGUCCAUUUGGACUGUAAUAUGAGAUUAUAAUGGGAUUAUGGCUCAAAUGACCGGACUGGCCUUAAAGAAACUUGUUUAAUUUCCUUCACUUUUUUCUGAGUUACUCUAUGGUAAUUUUAGAAUACCUCUGGCCUUUCCUUAACUGUUUAACCUGGAAACUGUAUGAUGUUCCACAGUUCAGUGUUUGUUCCAUCUUGUGUGUGUAAUACUAAUGAUGGUAUGGUCAGAACUGUGAGCUGCACCUCAUGUGCAAAUCAAAUACAGAAUUUGGA